Messenger RNA from Didymodactylos carnosus, 1921 nucleotides. The record is from the annotation of a GenBank genome assembly. NCBI's taxonomy places the organism in Eukaryota, Metazoa, Rotifera, Eurotatoria, Philodinida, Philodinidae.
AUGACCACAUCGGAACGUGUUCUCAGAAGUCGAACGAGAAGCGCAGCGUUUAGAUCGUCCGAUCAUGUUUUGCAUCAUACAGUAUCAGGUGGUGUUAACAGUUACCGUUCAUCUUCUGCACUCCGCAAAGUUCAGGGACCGAAACGCAGUGAAAGAUCUGUUUCUAGCCGAAGGCGAAACCCAAAUACUGUCCACCGUGACGUACAGAUGCGCCACAAUGAUGAGAUCGCUGCACCAAACGCGACUGCUUUUGUUGAUUUUUCUGAUGACGAGGUACAUUCAACACAAAUCUUUGAUGACGAACAACAAUUACGCUAUAAACGUACUCAUGUUUUGGCUCAUUUUGUCGAAGAAAUCAAUGGAUUCCGUUGCAAAUUAUGCAAUGAAGUAAGUUUUCCUCUUUUAUAGAGUUCAAAUGAUGUGUACCGAGAAAAGAAGAAGUAAUUUGUUCGUAGGUUUGCAAAUCCGGGUUUAAGAGUGAUGCCAAUUUGCGCUACCAUCUCGGUAGCAUUCAUCAAAUGACCGAAUUCUUCUUUCCAUCCUAAGUCAAGGGAAGAAAAACGAUGGACGAUGGUGACCACAGCAUUUCAUCUGAGCGACGACGUCAGUUACACAUGGCUAUAAUCAAUUGUAUCAUUCGUGAUGGACGCCCAUUCAAAGAUUUCAACAAGCAAGGCAUGCGCGACUUUCUUGCCGUUGCGGUUCCAACUUACAAACCCCCACAUCGUACUACUGUGAGCUAGAGAGUCUCUAGCUCUUUUGUAUCAAAAGUUAUUAUUGAAUUAAUAACACAUGUCCGCCUGCUCUAGCCAAAAUUGCCCACUGUGGUGUAAAAGUAUUAAAAGUUUAUAUACAAACCCACUUAUGAAAGAGUUCAUAAUGCGCUUUUUUGCACAGUACGCCAGAUAAGAGAUGAGGCACGUUUUUAGAAAAAAAAUCAUAACUUUUGUGUGCCAAAAUCACAAAUCUCAUUUUAAUUUUCGAAGUUAGAUGAAUUUUCAUACUUCUUCCACUUCUGUAUAGCAUCACUUGCUCUAUGAAUACCGUAGAAUCCAACACAAAAUAUAGCGUCAAAUAAAGCUGAAUAUUUGUAGCUGAGCUCUAUACAGAGCAGAUCAAACCUGAUCUGAUCGUCUAGUCUUUGCAUUACACAUACGUAUAUGUGUUCAAAAGUAGUUUUCUGUUCAGAAUAAGACUGUUAGACUUAAAUCAGUCACUUCCAAUAGAUGGUGCCUCUGCUAUGACUUUAGUAAGCACAUAUGUGUCACAACAAUUUUACUGCAUGUUCUCUCAUAUUCUUCUAAUUAUUACGAACGACUCAUUGCAUCUCAAAUUUUAACAUAUCGCUAUCGGGUGAACAAAUUAAAAGAUCCAGCUAGAUUUUCAGAAUCUGUAUUUCUUGGUAAUAGAAGAUGUAAACAGAUAAAGUAAAAAGAAGAGUACAAAUUGUCUUUCAAGUGGUUGGGAGAGGCAAAACUUUAUUCAGCAAAUAGUGACCGUUGAUCAGUCUUAAAGACUGAUCAAAGAAAAGAUAAGGAGGAAAUUCCUCCUUAUCUUUUCUGUCCGAUUCGACACUACAAAAUCUAAGCAAAACAGAUAAAAAAGAAAGACCUUGUGGGCAAAAGUAGACAAGAUACAGAGAAGACGAGAGAAAAGAUAUAUAUUUACUUUAAUACCUUGUAGUGUACUGUGUCAUUCUUUCUACUUUCGUUUUCAAAGAAACAGUGAAUUUGUUUAUAGUAAAGUAUCUGGCUAUCAUUUAAAUUGAAAUUACGUCAUGUAAGUAUAUACUGUUUACUGUUUUUGGUGAGAAAGUCGAUUGCACCUUGUUUGCAGUUAACAGCCGUAAAAUGCCCUCCACAUAGAGAAAAGGCAGAAAUUUUGUUUGGUUUUGUAAACAGAGGCGGAUUAAACUAGGCUA